GGUGGUGGAGGGAGAGGGAGAGGGAGAGCAGUGUACCGCUGACUGUGGUGGCGCGCGCUGGGGACCGCUCCCGCUGCUCUUGGUGUACCUUUGUGUGUGCUCGUGCGUGUGCUGGUGUGUGUGUGUGAGUGUGGCAGUGUUGUGGUGGCCCGCGUGUCCUGGCACCAUGCCUGGCCCUCUCCUCCUGCUGGUGCUGCUCUCCCUCGCCUCUCCCGCCGCCCUCACUCUCCCUCACCCCGCCACACCAUCAGUUCAAUGCCUGGACGAGGAGUUUGCAUGUGCUGAUGGACUUAAAUGCAUUCCAAUCAGCUGGAAGUGUGACCACUCUCCCGACUGUCUGGAUGCCUCUGAUGAGCCUUUAGACUGUCCGGAAAUACCAUGUGGGACGUUCCGGUGCAGACUGACAGCAAAGUGCCUGCCGCAGGGAUGGGUGUGUGACGGAGAUGCUGACUGUGGCGCCGGAGACACAUCUGAUGAGGACAAUGAUUCAUGUAAAAAGGGCAACACAUGUGCACUAAAUUAUUUUAGAUGUAAAAAUGACAUCAACUGUGUACUGAUCAAACAGCUGUGUGAUGGCUUUAGUGACUGCCCCGAUGGUAGUGAUGAAGGCAACUUUUGCAAUGAAACUGCACAGUGUCAAUCACGGAGAUGUGAGCACAAAUGUAGACCCACAGACAAAGGGCCACAGUGCUUUUGUCCUGAAGGCCAGCAACCCAAUGACACUUCCUGUGUUGACUCCAAUGAAUGUGAGGUGGAGGGCUCGUGUGACCAGUCAUGCACUAACCUGGUGAAUAAUUAUACCUGUAGCUGCUCAGAAGGCUACGACUUGGUAGGAAAGUCUACCUGCAGAGCAAUAAACGAUCCUCCUGGCCAACCAGCAUCUCUUCUAUAUACAAGCAACUCAGGACUGGCACACCUCUUCCUGAACGGCACAGCUCUGCCAGGAAAUUCACAUUUCAGUUCACAUCAUGCCAUUUCUUUUGACUUCAAUCAUCGCAACAAUUCAGUGUGUUGGGUAAGUUCCAAUUCAUCGUGGUCCGUCUUCAAGUGUGCUUCUACCGACAACUUGGAGGAAUCAUGGGCAAUACCGCAGCCCUCUCAGAAUGGUCUCAAUUAUGUACACGAUAUUGCCCGAGAUUGGGUGACUGGGAAUUGGUACAUAUUGGACAGGAGAGAGAUGAUCUUCAUGUGUAAUGCAACCAUGCAGGUGUGCAUCACCCUGAUGGAUGUGUUUCUAAGUGAACCAAGAAGCAUUGCUCUCGAUCCCAGCUCAGGAUACAUGUUCUUCACCAACUGGGGUACAACAGACCCCAAACUGGAACGGGCCCUAAUGGAUGGAACUCAGAGACAAGGAAUUGUCCAUACUAAGAUUGUUUACCCUUUUGGUGUUACUCUUGAUUACCCAAAUAAGCAUGUAUAUUGGGUUGAUGGCUACCUCAGCCAUGUUGAAAGGGUCGACUACAGUGGAGGCAAUCGACGAAUUAUCAUAAAGCUCAAAACUGAUGAAAGACCAUUUGGAAUCUCGCUGUUUGAGAAUUCUUUAUUUGUGACAAGUUGGAAAGACAACAGCAUCAAGCAGAUCAACAAGUUUCACACACACAAUGUUACAACUUUCCACACAAACUUGACUGAGCCAAUGCACAUCCACGUCUUCCAUCGUCAAAGGCAGCCAAAUGUUGAGCAUCCGUGUGGUGUGUAUAAUGGAGGUUGUCAGCACAUUUGUAUCCCAUUAUGGAAGGAUGGACUGGCUGUUGUCUCGUGUCAUUGUCAACCCGGACACAUACUUGGCCCAGGAGGCUCCUGUGUAGCACACGAACACGAGGCCUUCUUGAUUUAUGCAAAAGGUCGACCGGGAAUGAUCAAAGGCGUAGCGUUGGAUAAGGCUGGGUCAUCAGAAGUCAUGGUGCCCAUCUCGUCCCUCACCCGACCAACAACCCUCGACUAUGAUGUUCACUCACAGUUCAUUUAUUAUGCUGAUAUUCAGAGAUUUGUGAUUGAACGACAGAGCUUGGAUGGGACGAAGAGGGAACCAGUCGUAACGUCGGCAGUGUUGAAUGUUGAGGGCCUGGCUGUUGACUGGAUGGCACGCAAUAUAUAUUGGACUGACGAGGGUGUGUCGUCCAUAUUUGUGUGCUCUAUGAAGAACCCUGAGAAACGUAAGAUGCUUCUUCAUGGGAACCUGACGAACGCAAGAGCGAUAGUUUUAAACCCGGGAGAAGGCUUCAUGUAUUGGACUGUGUGGCAAUUCACUGUUGGGGGAGUUAUUGCUGGUGGAGAUGGCUUGAUAGAGCGAGCAUGGAUGGAUGGAACCCAUAGAGAACCAUUUGUAACUAAAGAUCUCCAGUGGCCCAAUGGAUUAACAAUUGACUUCAAAGAACGUCACCUAUAUUGGUGUGAUGGCUUUCAUAAUAAGAUUGAGAGAAUAGGACUUGACGGCAAAAAUCGAGAGGUGAUGCUUCGAGGUGAUGUUUUAAAUCAUCCUUAUGGAUUAGCUUAUUAUAAUGGCUUCAUAUAUUGGUCGGAGUUCCAGAAUGGUACAAUAAAGCGUGUGAAGCUUCAGAGUCAAGAGUCACCCGAGGAACUGCGUAUAGAAAAUCCUUAUAUAUUUGACCUGAAGAUUUUCUCGAACACCAGUCAAAGUGAUACAAACGAAUGUACAAAAGGAAGCAUCCAGUGCGUGGAUCUCUGCCUUGCAACACCUGACGGCCCAAUCUGUGCUUGCGCAACUGGGUAUGAGCCAGAUAGUCAACAGAAAAACCUUUGUAAUCCAAUUACUAACUUUACUCAGCCAAGCCUAUGCAGCGAAGGCCAAUUUCAGUGCAAGAAGAAUUUACGGUGCAUUGACGAACGUUACCUGUGUGAUGGUGACAAUGACUGUUUGGACAACAGUGAUGAGGACACGUCAUCGGGGGGAGUUUGUGAGGCUGCUCAGUGUCAUAAAGACAUGUUUCAGUGUGGUAACAAUCAGUGCAUAGAUGCGUUCUGGGUGUGCGAUGAUGACCGUGACUGUGAAGAUGGGUCAGACGAGAGUCCUGAGGAGUGCAACCAUCCACAUUGCCCUGCAGAUAAGUUCCGGUGUCAGGUGUCUCGGCGUUGCAUCGCUCAGUCUUGGGUCUGCGACAUUGACAAGGACUGUGGCUCUGGUGAUGAUUCAGAUGAACAUGCAGCUUGUGAAUAUCAAGAAUGUAGCGUGGAAGAUUUUAAAUGUGCCAACAAGAGAUGUGUGCCAAUGUUUUACGUGUGUGAUGGCGACGAUGAUUGCCGAGACAAUUCUGAUGAGAAGAUGUGUGACACAUUCUGUGCCAAUGCGACUGCGGCCGGCCUCCCAACCACACCAUUCUGCAACAACAUCUGUCUUAAUAUUACAGAACAGACUACGUGUCAAGAAACUCAAGGUUGUACGUACUGUGGAAGUAACAACACAUGCAUAGCAACAUACCAGCUGUGUGACGGAGUGCUCAAUUGUCCAGAUGGAAGUGAUGAAUCCAGGUGUGAUGAGAAGAUCUUGCAAGGUUGUAGACCUGAAGAGUAUAUGUGUGAGCGGACAAGGGACUGCAUUCAUCAAAGUCUGAAGUGUGACGGAAAUGAUGACUGUCAGGAUCGAUCAGACGAGCUGGGCUGUGAAUCUAUUGAGUGCUCACACAAUGAAUGGAAAUGUACUUCAGAAGAGCAUUGUAUCCCUGAUAUAUGGAAAUGUGAUGGUGUGGAAGACUGCAGUGACAGCUCCGACGAGAAGAUGUGUCCCAGCAUCCCUGUAAAGUGUACGCCACCAAGUCAUCUUUGUGAUAACAGCACUGUCUGUGUCCCACCAGCAAGCCUCUGUGAUGGACAUAGCAACUGCAAGGAUGGGUCUGAUGAAGGUGGUCGCUGCGGAUCCUUUGAUUGUGAGCUGAUGGACUGUCACAAGAACUGCACCCAAGGUCCUGGCGGGCCAGUGUGCACAUGCCCAAAAGGACAAACUCUACUGUCAGAUGGUCGCAUGUGCACUCAUCUCCAUCCUUGCCAACAGUGGGGAACAUGUUCUCAAGAAUGUGUCCCGACCAAACAUUCACAUAAAUGUGUGUGUAUUGAAGGAUACCAAAUAGAACCAGAUCAUUUUACCUGUAAAAGUACUGACCCAGCUGUUCCAUACCUCAUCUUCAGCAACCGGCAUGAACUACGCAGUAUAACCCUCAAGGAUAACAGUAUGGGGGUAAAGGCUCUGAUCUCGUCGCUUAAGAAUACAAUUGCCUUAGACUUCUAUCAUUCAGAUGAAGGCGAUGUUAUAUUCUGGACAGAUGUAGUGGAUGACAAGAUUUAUCGAGGGACUCUCUUGGCUGGAGCGUUGUCGAACAUAGAGGUGGUGGUGCAGACAGGUCUAGCCACAGCUGAAGGACUUGCUGUUGACUGGCUGGCAGAAAAUUUGUAUUGGGUGGAGAGUAAUUUGGACCAAAUAGAAGUGGCUAAACUCAAUGGAUCGUACCGACGGACCCUCAUCGCCUCGCGUAUGGAAAGCCCACGAGCUAUAUCUCUUGACCCGAGAGUUGGCAUGGUGUUUUGGUCAGAUUGGGAGGAAGGAAAUGCACGGAUAGAGUCAUGCAGUAUGUCUGGAGAAGGUCGGCGUGUUGUAUUUGUUGUGAGUGAGAUUGUUGGUGGAGGUUGGCCGAAUGGAUUAACACUGGAUUAUGCUUUACGUCGAAUCUACUGGAUAGAUGCCAAGUCUGAUUCCAUUCACACUUCUCUCUAUGAUGGCACAGACCACAUGGAGAUUCUUCGAGACCAUCUCCUGUUGUCUCAUCCAUUUUCUAUCUCGUUGUUUGGUAACUACGUUUACUGGACCGACUGGAGAACCAACUCUGUGAUCAGGGCCAAUAAGUUCAAUGGAUCAGACAUCCGGGACAUCCAACGAACAAUUACGCAACCAUUUGAUAUCCAGGUCCUGCAUCCAAGUCGGCAGCCAAGGGAUGCUGCCAACCCUUGUAAAGACAAUAAUGGUGGCUGUUCUCAUCUAUGUUUACUGAGCUUUAAUGGCACGUACCAGUGCAACUGUCCACAUAUCAUGAGUCUAGGCCCAGAUAACAAGACUUGUUUGCGCAAUGAAAAAGUUCUGCUUUUCUCCCGUCCAAAUGAGAUAAGAGGCGUCGAUCUCAACAAACCAACUCAUGACAUCAUCCCCCGCAUAUCACUUCCAAAAGUCCAACAUGCUGCCCAGUUAGACUUUGAAGCCAAAACCAAGACGAUCUUCUGGGCUGACUCCAAUAUGAAUGAAGUGAAGAGAGGAAGUUUAACAGGCACCCCCAUAGAGACUGUCAUUGAUACUGCUCUUCCAGCUCCCAGAGGUUUUGCAAUUGAUUGGCUUUCACACAACCUGUUUGUUACAUCAAGUAGUAGCAAGAGCAAGCAGAUCAAUGUAGCAACAAUAAAUGGGGAGUUUUUGAUGCCAGUCAUAAUGAAUUUAUCAGAUCCAUUAUCUCUUGCUGUUGACCCAUAUGAGGGAAGAAUAUUCUGGUCAGACAUUGGUGGUGAUUUCCACACAGUGCACAUGGCUUCCAUGACUGGCAGCAACAUGACUUUAUUGUCUUCUCAGGAGAACAAUGAGCAUCUAGACCAUCCUCGAAGCCUUACAUAUGAUCCUUCAAGCCAGCGUCUUUACUGGGUUAAUAUUGGCUCUAACUCCAUUCAGUAUUUUGAUUUAGUCAAAGAAACAACAUUUGAUCUACCAAUAUUUGGAAACUCUUCUAAGCCUGAGGCAAUGACAGUAUACAUGGAUUCUGUGUAUUAUUCAGAUGGCUCCAAUAACAGUAUUUAUAAAAUGGACAAGACUACUGGUAGCAAGCAUGAACUAGUGCGGUCUGGAAUUGACAAUUUCUUGUCCUUAAAAAUUUAUGAUGAAUCUAUUCAAGAUGGCAGUAAUGCAUGUUCUCAAGACAGCCGUCCAUGUGCACAUUUAUGCUUGCCCAAGAACAGGGUCGAGCGCGAGUGUCGCUGUGCCAUUGGUUAUAAAGUAGAUGAACGGGACCCAACAAUCUGUGUUGCAUUAGAUGGCAUCCUUAUAUAUUCCACCAGUGCAGGUCUUAGUGGUCUUAGUGUAGAUACACCUGUCACAGAAAAGGGAGAAAAUUUAGAAACAUUAACACCAAUAUCAGGAAUUGGCACUGCAACAAGUUUAGAUUUCCAUGCUGCGCAAGAUCUGCUGGUUUGGGCAGAUGGGGAUCAAGGAACCAUUACCAGUAUUCAGAGGGAUGGUACAAACCGUCAUGUAAUAGUUGAAGGUGCUGAUGUAAUCCAAGGCAUUGCUGUGGACUGGGUAGCAAACAACUUGUACUGGACUAAUCCAAAAGCGGACGUUAUCGAGAUGUGCCGUCUGAAUGGGUCAGACCACUUUGUUAUUAUAGCAAGUGGUUUAGAGAAACCAGGAGCAAUUGCAAUCCAUCCUGGCUCAGGGUACAUGUUUUGGGCAGACACUGGGGAGAAAGCAAGAAUUGAACGGGCUAAUUUGGACGGAUCAAAUAGAACAAUUUUAGUCAACACAUCACUUCAGUUCCCCGCAGAUUUAGUAGUUGACUUUGAGGAAAGUCACUUAUACUGGGUGGACAAGUGGGCGAAAACCCUGGAGAGAGUGAACUUGGACGGCAGUGAACGAAGAAUCAUUUUGCACAGCAGCGUACUACAGCUACCGGUUGCUACUUAUGUCUUCAACAGUAACAUCUACUGGGCUGAUAUGGUUUAUGGAGGAGGCUCAGUGAGAAGUGUGUCUAUGCUAGAUCUAACCAGGAUGUCAACUCUGAGGUCUGGACUUGGUGACACAGUUAAAGAUAUUAUCAUAAUGGGUAAUGAUGUCCAGAUAGGAAUCAAUCCCUGUGCAGACAAUAAUGGCGGAUGUUCGGAAAUUUGCCUCUUCACUGGAGUCCGGGCUCGGUGUCAGUGUUACCACGCACGUGUAGCUAAGGAUGGAAAAUCCUGUGUGGAUCACGAGGCAUUUCUAAUGUUCUCCAGCAUCAAUAGCAUAGAGAGCAUUCAUAUGUUUGAUGAAAACAAUCAAAAUACCCCUUUAAAGAAGAUCACUUCUGACUUUAUGAAAAAUGCCAUCAGUCUAACAUUUGAUUAUGCCAGCAAACGCUUGUACUACUCGGACAUACAGAGAGGAAGCAUCAACACUGUUCAUUUUAAUGGAUCCAACCAUGCAAUAUUAGUAGAAAAACAAGGUGCAGUUGAAGGUCUGGCAUUUGAGGAGAAGGAGCGAGACCUAUAUUGGACUUGUCAAUCUGAUGCCACUAUUAACCGGAUGAGUGUGGAUCCAUCUCGCACGAAAAGGGUGGAAAAGAUCGUUCAUCUGAGUGCGGCGGAUAAACCUCGAGGCAUUGUUGUCGACAGCUGUGACUUGCAGAUAUAUUGGACUAACUGGAACUCGGAGGCUCCUUCCAUUCAGCGUUCUCUAGUGAGUGGUAUCCGUGUAGAAUCCAUAGUGACCACCUUGAUCAAGAUGCCUAAUGGGUUAGCUAUUGAUCACAAAGCUCAGAAGUUAUACUGGGGAGAUGCCAGACUUGACAAGAUUGAGAGAUGUAACCUGGAUGGUUCAGAUCGAGUGAUAUUGCUGAAGAAUGUACCAAGCCAUCCAUUUGAUUUAGCAAUCUAUGGGGACUACAUUUUUUGGACUGACUGGGUGCUUCAUGCAGUGGUGCGCGCAAACAAGUACACCUCUGAGGACGUUGUGAAGCUGCGCACCGGUGUGACCCGACUCAUGGGUAUUGUCGCUGUAGCGAAUGACACUAAUGCUUGUGAUGCUAGUCCCUGUCGGGUAUUAAAUGGAGGCUGUGAAGAUAUAUGCUCACUGGACGAGCGGGCUCAAGCAGUGUGCCGAUGCUCGCCAGGCCGCACGCUACUGGCAGAUGGUCGUAGAUGUGCAGUUCAUGUUGCUAACUGUACCUCGGACCAGUUUGAAUGCAGCAGUGGAUUUUGCAUCCCCUACAUUUAUUCUUGUGAUGGCGUACCUGAAUGUCCUGAUGGUUCAGAUGAGGAUGAAAAAUACUGUGUAAGACGUACAUGUCGCGAAGGAUACUUUGCGUGUGGCAAUGGACCGUGUGUUCCACAGGAAGCUGUAUGCAACCGACAUGCUAACUGUCCCAACUUCCGAGACGAGAAUGACUGUGACUGCAAGGAAGAUGAGAUCAAGUGUGAAACUUCAGGUCUGUGCAUUGCUGCAAAUCUAAAGUGUGAUAAUGAUCCGGAUUGCCCUGAUGCAAGUGAUGAAAUGGGAUGUGAGAAACGUGACUGCACCGCUGUUCUCUGGGAUGGCUUCAAUAGCUCUGAGCUCAUCAACUGUGCCAACACUACUAACUGCAUUCAUCCUAAGUGGAUUUGUGAUGGAGGUAAUGACUGCUGGGACAACUCGGAUGAGCAGAACUGUGCCACAGUAACGGUUCCGGUGGAAAGUUCUUCAUGCCCAUCUGGCAUGCAUCAAUGUCGGAAUGGACGGUGUGUUGCAGCCAUGUUUAUCUGUGAUGGUGAUAAUGACUGUAAGGAUGGCAAUGCCACUACACUCUCAAGCGAUGAAGCAUCAUGCAACCGCACUUGCCCAGAGGAUCAGAUUAUGUGUGAUGACGGAAACUGUAUUCCUGGUAUAUGGCGGUGUGACGCACACAAGGAUUGCCCUGACGGAUCUGAUGAACCCAAUGAUUGUGUAACCAAAACAUGUGAUGAAGGUCAUUUUAAAUGCAACACAUCUGGGAGGUGCAUUCCUCAAGAGUGGGUUUGUGAUGAUGACAAUGACUGUGGCGACGGAGCAUCAGACGAGAACCCUCCCGAAGGCUGCCCUCUACCUCUUGGUAUUGCUUGCCCAGCACCGCAGUUUAUUUGUCCGGUAUUGAACCAGUAUGAGCACCGUUGUCUUCCAGCGGAGUUCCAUUGUGAUGGACAUGAGGAUUGCUGGGACGGGAGUGAUGAGCCAGACUCAUGUCCACCACACGUGUGCCUUGACUCACAAUUUAAAUGUAAUAAUGGCAAGUGCAUUCCAUCUGUUUGGGUUUGCAAUGGAAGAAAUGAUUGCAGUGACUCGUCAGAUGAAGCCAAUUGCACUGCCAACGUGACUGCUCUGGGAGAUAGUGGAUGUGCAGAAGGGGAACACAAGUGCAAUAACAAUAUUUGUGUGACGUUGGCCAACCUCUGCAACGGCCGUGAUGACUGUGGGGACUACUCUGAUGAACACCUCUGCAACAUUAAUGAAUGUCAACAAACUAAUCCUCGAGUCUGCGCUCAUCAAUGUGUGGAUAAAGCAAUUGGCUAUGCCUGUCAGUGCAACGAUGGCUAUACCAUCAACCCCUAUGACUCCAAGCUGUGUGUGGAUAUUAAUGAAUGUGCAGACUAUCCAUGCCCUCACUUCUGUCAUAAUACUCUUGGCUCCUACAAGUGCAUGUGUGCUCCUGGCUACAUAGCAGAGGACAACAGCCACAAGUGUAGAGCAAACUCCACGGUUAAACCUAAACUCAUAUUUACAAAUCGCUAUUAUAUUCGAGAAGUAAAUAUUGAUGGAACAAACAGCAGGUUGCUGGUUGCAAACCUCACUAAUGCUGUUGGACUUGAUUAUGAUUUUGUCGAGAGCUGCAUAUAUUGGUCAGACGUAACCCACCUCUCGUCGUCAGUGAAAAAGAUGUGUAAUAACAGCCAGCCAAUGGUGCUGCAUUCGGCUGUACAGAGUCCUGAUGGCAUCGCCCUCGACUGGGUUGGACGUAACCUGUAUUGGUGUGACAAGGGCAAAGACACCAUUGAGGUGUCCAAAUUAGAUGGUCGGUUCAGGAAGGUCCUCAUCAACAAAGGAUUACAGGAUCCACGAGCCAUCGUUCUUGACCCUUUUCAUGGCAAUAUGUAUUGGACAGACUGGGGAAAUCAGCCCCAUAUAGGGAAGGCCGGAAUGGAUGGUUCAUCACAGAAAAUAAUUGUGAAUUCAUCUCUGGGAUGGCCCAAUGCUCUCACAAUCUCAUACGUGACGAAUGAACUCUUCUGGGCUGAUGCCCACCAAGAUUAUAUAGCUCACUCUGAUCUUGACGGCAACAACAUUCGGAUCAUAAGAAACAGAGGUAAAUUGCGUGAUUUAUUAUACUGGUAUUCAGAGAAUAAGUAACAGUAAUGUGGAGGA
Molecule: messenger RNA, 10111 nt
Organism: Procambarus clarkii (red swamp crayfish)
Lineage: Eukaryota; Metazoa; Arthropoda; Malacostraca; Decapoda; Cambaridae
Source: RefSeq, a predicted model, not a curated record